AUGGCACUCAUGAACCGCGAAACCGUAUCUCGCUUCACUGCAAUUAAACAGGUCGAGGCGACCAUCGAUCGCAUCUUAACUGAGUAUCCUCGCGACGUCACUUCGACGUUGUCCCCUUCGGAGGUCCAUUUCUUCGGGCAGUCCGUUGACUUGCGCCGCCUGCUGGUUAUGAAAGAGCUGUAUCGCCUCAGCGAGGACGUCGAUCGCGUCUACACCGAGCACAACGAACAGAAUCGUGCCGCCCGCAAUGACAACCCCUCGUCACUACAUCUUGAAGCCUACGAGAGGUCCUUCAAAGAGAUCAACGAAAUGGCUGGCCGCCCGUUUGGCCGUGGCCAGGUCCGUCGCUUCCUCGACUUGGGCUUCGCCCCGGGUGGCGUUACGACCUGGCUAUUGCGCAGCAAUGGAAGCGCGCUUGGAACGGGGAUCAGUUUGUCCCUGGAAGCCUCAGGCAUCCAGUCACAAGUUGACCUCCAGUUCCUUGCGCGGUUCCAACAACGCUACGAGGACAUACGCGACAUCGCAGACGGACGAGCGACCAUUGACAGCGGCGCCUUCGACCUCGUGAUCGCGAAUGCCGCCGUCGUGCUUCCCGAAGACAAUGUGUCGUGGAACCAUCGGGUCCACUUGGUAUACGCACAGUUGCUGGUCGCCUUCCAGAACAUCGCUCCCGGUGGCUCCCUGACCAUCAGCCUCCAGACCCGGCCCUUCGACUGGGUUGUUGACGUUCUCACAACCCUCCGGCAGUCAUUUGCAUCCAUCAUUGCAGUCAAGCCUAAGCUACAUGCAAAGAGAUCAGUUACUCACGUUGUAUGCCAAGGCUACAUGGCCAGUAGCGACGCGGAGUGUUCCUAUGUCGAGCGCAUUCGCGCAGGGAUCGGAUACUUGAAACAAGCCAGUGGGGCUGUCGAUGCGCCACUCGGCGGGACGGCAAAUUUGCCCCGAAUCUCUGCUCCUCCGAAUCAAGUCAACCUGGAAGCUCAGGUUCAGUUCGUCGCGGAGCUCCUCACGCCCGUAUGGAAGCGCCAAUACACUGCUAUCCACGAGCACUACCAGGAGGUGCUGCGGGAUACCCAUGAACGUGGUCCUACCGUUCCAGCGAGUAAUGCAGAUGCAGUUGGGUCUUGGCGGCGCCAGCAGACGGCUGUCGUGCAGCCCGGCGGCUCCGGUUCCUCCAACUGGCGGAACCGCGCUACCGAGCAGCACGGCAGCGGCCAGAGGGGCCGUGAACAUAGGACUACCGGGUCCGGUGACCGCUCCGGUCGUAGUGGAGGCAUGACCACUGACCUUUCCUGGAGGAGGGGCCAGCAUUAA
Messenger RNA from Fomitopsis serialis, 1314 nucleotides. RefSeq lists its product as uncharacterized. Lineage: Eukaryota; Fungi; Basidiomycota; Agaricomycetes; Polyporales; Fomitopsidaceae. Gene Ontology annotation, molecular function: methyltransferase activity. Gene Ontology annotation, biological process: methylation. The transcript is spliced from 4 exons. The coding region runs from base 1 to 1314 and encodes 437 amino acids. The record is from RefSeq and is a predicted model, not a curated record.